GGAAGGCGCCCCCCAAGCACCUCGGAGCAAACCACCCCCGUCCUACAGGACAGGAUAAAAUCGUCACUUCCUAGAAUGAUUCUACGGCGCGUGCAGUCAGAUGUGUGUGAGGUGCUGUGCUCUGAGCAGCAAGAGCCAAGGGGAAUUGCCUCCGAUCUUCUUCUUUUCUUACAUCGUGUUCGAAUGACUCUUUAACCAACUGUCUCACACAAGCACUUUCAGCAGAAGUGUUUGUUCACGCAGCGUCUUCCAUCACGUCUCGUCUCUCUCGAGAUCUCGUCCAGUAUCGUAUUGACUCUCGAUCAACAUGUCAGCCGAUAACCCAGCCUCCAUCAUUGCCGUCGGGGCCGUAAUGCCAGCACUCGGCAUCAUCGCCGUUGGUCUCCGUUACUACUGUCGCAUCCAGCUGAAGAGCGGCUUCCGGACCGACGACUGGAUCCUCAUACCUGCUCUCCUCCUCACGAUCGGAAUGGGAGCCUCCUUGAUCGCAGGCGUCAAACUCCACGCGCUGGGCUACCCAACUCCCUUCACCGGCGAUCCCAACGACCCUCUCGCCGCACUGACCCAAACCAAUUCCGGCAUCAGAAUCACGUCGCAGGUCGAAUGGGCUCUGCAAUUGAUGCAAGUCCUGGAAUUGGGCUGCAUCAAACUCAGUUUCGCUUUCUUCUAUCGUCGGAUCUUUGUCAGUCCGGCUUCGAAGUAUUUCAAUGUUAUUACUUGGGCUACCAUCGCUUUGAUCCUUGCGUGGAUGACGGCUUUCUUCUUCUCUCUGCUUCUGGCGUGUAAAGCGUAUUCCGGUGAAUGGUCUGCUUGGUGGGGAUCCGUUAUUGACCUCACCACGAAAUGUGUUAAGACGGAGAAGCUGGAGACAGCGCUGGUGGUGACGGACUUCUUGACUGAUGUUCUGAUUAUGCUGCUGCCAAUCCCAAAGAUCUGGGCUUUGCAUUUACCAUUUGCCCGAAAACUCGCUGUUUUUGCCGUCUUCGCUUUGGGUAUCGUAGCUGUGGCUGCCUCCGUUGUAAGAAUGAAAUACUUCCUGGAUGUGAUUGCCAAAGGAUUCAAUCCCCACGACGACGAGGAUCUCGCCAUCACUAGAAAUCUCUACUGGUCUAUGGUAGAGUCGGGACUGGGUCUUCUGGCUGUCUGUCUUCCAACACUGCGCAGUCUUCUCCGUGGAACCACUCCUGAGUGGCUCAAAUCCUCCGAAUGGAUUAGCAAUAUCCGAAGCAAACUUUCCCUCUCGUCGGGCUCGAAAUCAAACUCAAGCAAGACGACACUACCCACCACCGAGCGAGAGGGACCGUACCGUUUCAUGGACGGGGUAUCUGCUGACUCCUUGAAGCAAGAGAGAUUUGUCCUUAAAGAUGUGGUCACGACCGUUAAGGCGACCCGAUCUGAUCGGACUAGUCAUGGUAGCGAUGGGGAUGAGCAAGUAUUAUUUACUUCGCACGCAUGAUGUUCUUGUUCCUUGGAAGACGAUAUGUAGUAGUGUUCAUGUAUUAAAAGUAUCAUGGCUUAGCUCUUGCAUCCAGAGGGACGCUGGAUGGUUGCUCGAGCAAAUUUUGCAGUUUGUACAGAGAUAUCCUGUUGCUGG
Molecule: messenger RNA, 1594 nt
Organism: Mollisia scopiformis
Lineage: Eukaryota; Fungi; Ascomycota; Leotiomycetes; Helotiales; Mollisiaceae
Exons: 3
Coding region: 308-1456 (382 amino acids)
Source: RefSeq, a predicted model, not a curated record